AUGAUAUUUAUUCGUGUGACUGGUCGUGUGUGUAUCCGGAGGUAUUCUAGCGGGGUACAGGCUGCCACGGGGAGUAAAACCCCACCAAAACUUCAUAUCAAAUGGUACUAUGCCACUGAUAUCCCCACAACAAAGCCAUCAUGGUUCGAUUACAAACAAGAGAAACAACCUGAGAAAUUCAUCCCAUUUUCAGACUUUGAUUCAAAGAGGUUGGAGAAGAGAUUCCAGCAAUUGGAGGGCCAGGGUGCACUCAGUGGAGCGGCCCACGGCACGGCCGCGGAUCGGGUGUCUAGUGCGACUAAAGAUACCAUUGUAGACCCAAUUGUAGAAGUGAAUGAAGACAAGUUAUUCCAAGUAGACCUUCAGAAAUACAUUCUAUCACCAGUAUAUUGGGAAGGCUCGCUGUAUGAGGUGAGACGAGGAACAUGGUUCAAUUCCGAUGGGUUGCCCUUGAGUAGGAAGAUCAGUGACUUGGUGGAGAAGGGAUACCAUGAGAAACGGCCGUACACUUUCAAUAGAGCAGAUGUAGGCGAUACAUUGCUGAAGUUUGGCAAGGAUGCAGUGCAAAAAUUCAAUCGUAAGGAUAGACCACGAGAAAUCACCGAGCCUCCAGUGGUGUCAACCAAUGAUUACGAUGACUUGAUGAAGUUGCAAGACGAUGAGGACAACAACGGCCAAAGUCUGAAGAUGGUAUUGUACCUGGACGCCAAGUAUGCGGCGAUUUUCCCCGACACCAUGAAUAAUCAGUUUGAAUUGGGCGUGAUAAGAAAUUUCUGUACGUCACCAGUGCUGCUUCUUCUGGUGGAAAAAAUCCAAAGAGGAUACACGAGUGAUUUGGAUGAGACCAUUUUUGAGAAAUUACCCUCCAAUCCAAUCCCAGGACUCUCUGAAAUCUUCCAAACCGAAGUGGGGCUGUACUUGACUGGUGGUGGAUCGAAAGAGGAAGCAAAAACCAAGAGCCCCAUGGUGAAAUCGACCAAUUAUUCAGAUGAGAAUGAUCAUAACGAAUCGAAACAAAAUUCGCAGAUGAAGAGUGUUUUGGAGUCUGAUUAUGACCGAGAAACCUCAGACUCAAAGGCCAACCGACAGGUGGACCAUCUCAUCUUGUGUAUCCAUGGGAUUGGACAGGUACUUGGUGGGAAGUACGAGCUGGUGGACUUUACCCACAGCAUCAAUGUCUUGCGGAACAAAAUGAAGGAGGUGUACACAUCGGAUGACUCUUACAAGAAGAUGACCAGUAACCAAUACCCUGACAAUAACACGUUACAAGUAUUACCCGUAUCAUGGCGACACAAGAUUGACUUCCAUCCAACGAAAAACUUUCAACUGUAUGAUGCCAAUGGCAACUUUAGGUUGCCGUCACUCUCGCAAAUCAACGUGGAUGGGGUCAAGUCUUUGAGAAACAUCAUGGGGGACGUUGUUUUGGAUAUUCUCCUUUACUACGAGCCCCGGUAUGUGGAGAAGGUGUUCCAUGCGGUGGUUUCCGAGUUGAACAGAGUGUACUCUCUUUACAAGGAGAGGAACCCUCAUUUCAAGGGGAAGGUACAUAUUCUUGGCCAUUCGCUUGGUUCGGCCAUAGCCUUUGAUAUAGUGGCAAACCAGCGAGAGAAGGUGGACCAGGUGAAUGAGGAAACUUCGCAAGAUCUCAAAUUCGAUGUAGAUUCACUCUUUUGUAUUGGAUCACCGGUUGGAGUGUUCAAGCUCUUAAACCAAAGAAAUAUCCGAUCUAGAGCAUCUCUUGGACCAGAUUUCGACCCAAGAGAUCCAACCAAUCUUGCCAGUUCCCCUAAAUGUGUCAACUUGUACAAUUUGUUCCAUCCAUGUGACCCCAUAGGGUACCGGAUGGAGCCGUUGGUUUCUCCACGAUUUGCCAACUUUAAGCCUGAGCCGGUUCCCUUUGCCACAAAGAGUAUCCAUUCUCAAAUUAAGGGACUAGCCAGUUUUGGUGAGGGCAUCCAACAAAAGAUCUCUAGUGCAUCGAGUUGGUUCAAAAAGGAUGAAACCAAGGCCAAACAUCAAGACCCUUGGGAUGAGAAUGCACUUGGUGAUAUUCUCACGUCAUUGGUAUCGGAACCAAAGACACAAGACGAGCCUGCCAAUGAGGUUGACAUGAGAGACAGAGAUCUUUCCACGUUGACCGAACUCAACCGAUCAGGUCGGAUUGAUUACUGCUUGCCCAUGGGGGUGUUUGACAUAUCCCUUGUUUCUGCAGUGAGUGCACAUGUGUCGUACUUUGAAGACACCAACACGGCUGGGUUCCUUUUGCGAGAGGUUUUGGCCAGUGGAGACGAUUGUGAAGACAGCAGAAAGGUUGUGGUUUACAAGAAGAAGUGA
Messenger RNA from [Candida] anglica, 2334 nucleotides. The record is from the annotation of a GenBank genome assembly. NCBI's taxonomy places the organism in Eukaryota, Fungi, Ascomycota, Pichiomycetes, Serinales, Debaryomycetaceae.